This is a messenger RNA of Erythranthe guttata (spotted monkey flower), 1384 nucleotides long. The record is from RefSeq and is a predicted model, not a curated record. NCBI's taxonomy places the organism in Eukaryota, Viridiplantae, Streptophyta, Magnoliopsida, Lamiales, Phrymaceae.
GGAGACAUGGUUUAUAACUUCUACAGCCUCGCGGAGAACGAGGUACUGAGUUUCGCCGGCGACGGAAAAUCAGAACUGCCGUUGCCUUACGAAAAUGCCGAGUUUGUCGGAUGCUCGCACGGAUGGAUCGCUUUGUUCGACAACAGCAACUCCGAUCUGUUUCUCUUCAACCCAAUUAACAACUACGGCUGCGUAACCAACGUCAUCAUUUCCUCAUCCCCCGACGAAGAAGAAAAACACUGCCGCGCAAUGAUUACUUACGGCGUCGAAGACAGGCUGGCCUUCUGCUGGCCUGGCCGGAGCUUGGACUGGACUCCCAUCGGAAAAUAUUCCUCCACCACCUCCGAAAUCAGGUCAUACAAAUCAUGUGUCUACUCCACAAACCAAAAACUCUUCUUCUCAAUCACAUCAGAAGACGAGUUCGACGCGUGGGACCUACGCGACCACAGGUAUCCACGUAGGAUCCCAAUGGAUGACGUGGCAGUUGACUACGGUCAAACCUUCCUCGCUUCAAUGGACAACCACGAAGCCGAGAUCGGCUACCUGAGAUUCCUCGUUGUAUCCGACCACUCCGACGAACUCUUUCUCGUGAGGCGUUUCGUCAUGGAGCGAGUGAACUCAGAUGAUGACUCGGACGAUGUUCCGUACAAGACUAUCGGUUUCGAUGUUCAUAGAUAUUGUUCAAAGGGUAGAUUAUUCAAGUACAUGGAUAAGGGCUCGUUGGAUGGAUUGGCGUUUUUUAUCGGUAUUAAUCAUGGGUUUGCUUUGUGCGCCGAUGAUUAUAUCGGAUUGAAGCCUAACUCUAUUUAUUUUACCGACACGUAUAGCCCACCGGAUAGGUGUGGAAACACGUACGGUGGGCAUGAUAUUGGUAUUUUCAGCUACGAAGACGGUACGGUGUCACCGUGUUAUUAUCCGUGUGAUGUCGGGAGCAUACAAAGGAUUUCACCAUCACCUAUGUGGUUUACCCCAAAUGUCCCGAUUUAGAUUUAUUUUUCAAUUUUAUUUGUGGGUUUUUUCGGAGAAUUCUUGCCAUGUUAUAAUCUAUUUUAGCCCAUGCAAUUAAAAAAUUAUCUAAAUAAAAAUGGAGUUAAAAGUUAGAAGCAGCAGUCUCAUUUGUUUAACCAGCAGUUUCGAAAUAUCAAAAUUGGGCGAUGCAGGUGAACGAUAAUUGUUUUUGUAAUUUGCCUUUUCACCAUUUCACCAGAUGCCACUAUAACUCGAUUUUUAUUUUACGCAAAUGUACUCGAGUUUCGAAAAUACCCAGCAUCAUCUGCCGAAACAUUACAUUCAACAAUCAAACUGAACUAAAAUCAAAAAAAUAAUUUAGAAACAAACAUCCAAGCAAAUUCUCUACGCCACCUAACAUUUUUCCAAAUCAAAA